CGGCCGCCGCCGCCGCCUCCUGAGCGGCCCCGGGCGCGGCGGUCCAUGCGAGCGGCUCCCCGCGGUCCGCGGCGCGCCCGGAGCCCGGAGCCCGCGGGGACGAGGCCAAAGUUGGGCGCGCCGCGGAGUUGCGCCCGCGCCCGGGGCCCCGCGUCCCCUCGUCCCCGCGCCCCGCGAACUCCGGCGACGGCUGCGGCGGCCGAGCAGCAUGCCGAGGAGGAAGCAGCAGGCCCCCCGGCGCUCGGCAGCUUAUGUUCCUGAGGAAGAAUUGAAGGCAGCAGAAAUAGAUGAAGAGCACGUGGAGGAUGAUGGGCUGUCUUUGGACAUUCAGGAAAGUGAGUACGUGUGCAGUGAAGAGACGGAGAUCAAAGAGGCCCAGAGCUACCAGAACUCCCCGGUCAGCUCUGCCACUAACCAGGACGCCGGCUAUGGGUCGCCAUUCAGCGAGAGCAGCGACCAGCUGGCCCAUUUCAAAGGCUCUUCCUCUCGAGAAGAGAAGGAGGAUCUGCAGUGUCCCGACAGCGUCUCGUACCCCCAGGACAGCCUGGCACAGAUCAAAGCUGUGUAUGCAAACUUGUUCUCUGAGUCCUGCUGGUCCAGCUUAGCUCUGGAUUUAAAGAAGUCGGGUUCCACCACCAGCACCAACGAUGCCAGCCAGAAGGAGAGCUCCGUCCCUACCCCCACGACCCCUGCCUGCCCCGCCAGCACCACUGGCCCCACCACAAGCACGCCCAGCACCAGCUGCAGCUCCAGCACCAGCCACAACAGUACCACCAGUACCAGCAGCAGCUCGGGGUACGACUGGCACCAAGCCGCCCUGGCCAAGACGCUGCAGCAGACGUCCUCGUACGGGCUGCUCCCCGAGCCCAGUCUGUUCAGCACUGUGCAGCUCUACCGCCAGAACAACAAACUCUACGGCUCUGUCUUCACUGGCGCCAGCAAGUUCCGGUGCAAAGACUGCAGCGCGGCUUACGACACGCUGGUGGAACUGACGGUGCACAUGAAUGAGACGGGCCACUACCGCGACGACAACAGGGACAAGGACUCCGAGAAGACCAAGCGGUGGUCCAAGCCCAGGAAGCGCUCCCUGAUGGAGAUGGAGGGGAAGGAGGACGCCCAGAAGGUGCUGAAGUGCAUGUACUGUGGACACUCGUUCGAGUCCUUGCAGGACCUCAGCGUCCACAUGAUCAAAACCAAGCAUUACCAGAAAGUGCCUCUGAAGGAGCCAGUGCCAGCCAUCACCAAACUGGUCCCCUCCACCAAAAAGCGGGCGCUGCAGGACCUGGCGCCCCCCUGCUCCCCCGAAGUGGCAGGAAUGGCCACAGAGGUGGCCCUGAGUGAGUCGGCCAAGGAUCAGAAAGCGGCAAACCCGUAUGUCACGCCUAAUAACCGCUACGGCUACCAGAAUGGCGCCAGCUACACCUGGCAGUUCGAGGCCCGCAAGGCGCAGAUCCUCAAGUGCAUGGAGUGCGGCAGCUCCCACGACACCCUGCAGCAGCUCACCGCCCACAUGAUGGUCACUGGGCACUUCCUCAAAGUGACCACGUCGGCCUCCAAGAAGGGCAAGCAGCUGGUGCUGGACCCCGUGGUGGAAGAGAAGAUCCAGUCCAUUCCCCUGCCGCCCACCACCCACACACGGCUGCCGGCCUCCGGCAUCAAAAAGCAGCCUGACUCUCCCGCAGGGUCCACGGCUUCUGAGGAAAAGAAGGAGCCGGAGAAGGAGAAGGUGCCAGUGGCUGGCGACACGGAGAAGAUCAAGGAGGAGAGCGAGGACAGCUCGGAGAAGUUUGAGCCCAGCACCCUGUACCCGUACCUGCGCGAGGAGGACCUGGAUGACAGCCCCAAGGGAGGGGUGGACAUUCUCAAGUCCCUCGAGAAUACCGUCUCCACGGCCAUUAGCAAAGCCCAGAACGGCGCGCCCUCGUGGGGUGGCUACCCCAGCAUCCACGCGGCCUACCAGCUGCCGGGCACCGUGAAGCCACUACCUGCGGCCGUGCAGAGCGUGCAGGUGCAGCCAUCCUACGCCGGUGGCGUGAAGUCGCUGUCCUCCGCCGAGCACAAUGCCCUCCUGCACUCCCCAGGGAGCCUCACGCCCCCACCGCACAAGAGCAACGUGUCUGCCAUGGAGGAGCUGGUGGAGAAGGUCACGGGCAAGGUCAGCAUCAAAAAGGAAGAGAGACCCCCCGAGAAGGAGAAGAGCUCCCCGGCCAACGCUGGGUCCCCCGUGGCAAAAGAGAAUAAAGAUUUCCCUAAAACGGAGGAAGUCAGCGGCAAACAACAGAAGAAGGGCCCUGAGGCCGAGUCCGGGAAGGCCAAAAAGGAAGGGCCGCUGGACAUUCACACCCCAAACGGCACAGAGCCUCUCAAGGCAAAGGUCACCAACGGCUGCAGCAACCUGGGGAUCAUCACGGACCACUCGCCGGAGCCUUCCUUCAUCAAUCCGCUGAGCGCUUUGCAGUCCAUCAUGAACACCCACCUGGGCAAGGUGUCCAAGCCCGUGAGCCCCUCGCUGGACCCGCUGGCAAUGCUGUACAAGAUCAGCAACAGCAUGCUGGACAAGCCGGUGUACCCCGCCACCCCUGCGAAGCAGGCCGAUUCCAUCGACCGCUACUACUACGAAAACAGCGACCAGCCCAUUGACUUGACCAAGUCCAAGAACAAGCCGCUGCUGUCCAGCGUGGCCGAUUCGGUGGCGUCGCCUCUGCGGGAGAGUGCGCUCAUGGACAUCUCCGACAUGGUGAAAAACCUCACGGGCCGCCUGACACCCAAGUCGUCCACGCCGUCCACGGUUUCGGAGAAGUCCGACGCGGAUGGCAGCAGCUUUGAGGAGGCGCUGGACGAGCUGUCGCCGGUCCACAAGAGGAAGGGCCGGCAGUCCAACUGGAAUCCGCAGCACCUGCUCAUCCUGCAGGCUCAGUUCGCUUCGAGCUUGCGGGAGACCGCGGAGGGCAAGUACAUCAUGUCGGACCUGGGCCCGCAGGAGAGGGUGCACAUCUCUAAGUUUACCGGCCUCUCCAUGACCACCAUCAGCCACUGGCUGGCCAACGUGAAGUACCAGUUGAGGAGGACAGGAGGGACGAAAUUCCUGAAGAACUUAGACACAGGGCAUCCUGUUUUCUUUUGCAACGAUUGUGCCUCUCAGUUCAGAACUGCUUCUACGUACAUCAGUCAUUUGGAGACGCACUUGGGCUUCAGCCUGAAGGAUCUCUCCAAGCUGCCACUCAAUCAGAUUCAAGAACAGCAGAAUGUCUCGAAAGUCCUCUCCAACAAAACUCUGGGCCCGCUGGGGGCCGCCGAGGAAGACCUGGGCUCCACAUUCCAAUGUAAGCUCUGCAACCGGACCUUUGCGAGCAAGCACGCAGUCAAACUGCACCUCAGUAAGACGCACGGCAAGUCCCCCGAGGACCACCUGAUCUAUGUGACUGAGCUGGAGAAGCAGUAGCGUCCAGGUAUGCAAGUGACCGCGGAACAUUGCACUAAACGUCGUCGAGCUGCACUAGGCCUGGCCUGAGCCUCUAAAAUCAGUCUUUCCUUUGUUGCUGGACUGCCUGUCUGGACCUUGGUUUUUCUUACACAGAUUUUGUAGUUAUAUUUAUAUGCUCUUUGUCUGAUCUGUGCAUGUUAUUUUUCUUUUUCCGUGAGUCAAAGUCUGACCUUUAUUUUCAACAUCUGUUCUUGAUGUGAAGCUAUCUUUUGUAGGAACUAGUGGGGCACAUUACCCGGAGACAUUAUUUAGCAGUAAAGAAAGACACAAAUAACAAUGAUAAAGAGACAUCCCAAAAUGACGAAGUUGCCAUGACAAUAAAGGUCAUAGAACCUGGUAGUGUCAGGUUUAACCCUUUGAGGACUGUAAUUGCAUUUCUGUGCCUUUCACUUGAAAAAAAAAGAAAAAGGAAAAAAAGGCUUAAAGGCAUUUCAUUCAGAUCAAAAGCUGUGUCAGACGCAAAACUUAUUUAAUAAUUAAAAAAUGAGCUUUUAUAUGCAGAACUGGUUUGUGAGGGAAAGAUGCAUGCAGCUGUGGGAAGAUAGGAAGCUGUCUAGGACUCACGGGUUUGGAAGCCACAAGUCUACAUGUUUAAAACAAAAAAGAACAGACACCCACUCGCCACUAUGCCCAAACCCUCUGGAUGCUGAAAAAUGCCACUUUUGGCAAAAAAAAAAAAAAAAAAAAAAAGUAUGCAAGCUAUUAUUUAAAAAUGUGUAAAAAUGCUAUUUCUUUUUUCCUGUAAAAUAUUGCGGUUUAUAGUUAUUUACAAAUGUAAGCUUUGGUACAAGCUGACCUUUCUAUAGCGUGCUGCAUUGGUAAAUGAAAAAAAAAACAAAAAACAAAAAAAAAAAAAAAAAAAAACCGGGGCGAACGUUGGAGUCCUUUCCUUGUAAAUUGCCAGCAUCAGCUUAAAAACUCCUGUAUGUUACAUAUCGUACCAUUUUAAUCUCUUCAACUUUCUUUGUACCUUCUGGCUGUAUGCUUUCUCUUUUAACUUUUUAUAUUGUCAUUUUAUAUUAAAUUUCUGUGUAUAUAAUGUAAAACCACAAUUUUUGAAUAAAAUUGAGUUCCUGCAGCUUGAUUUUAAAUCGAGGACUUCUACUGGCACUGUGUCUCUCCAGAUGCGUGUACUCAGAGGGACUGUCAGACAGAAAUAAGUACAUAAAAACAAAGCAAGCAAUGCACUAUUAAUUAUACAUUUUGAUGUCCUAUCAUUAAUAUUGUACAGUACAUUUUGGCUCACACAAUUAAAUCCACUGUUUUCUCAGAUGUAAAAUAAACCCACAUGCAGUUCUUGAUUUA
Molecule: messenger RNA, 4789 nt
Organism: Saimiri boliviensis boliviensis (Bolivian squirrel monkey)
Lineage: Eukaryota; Metazoa; Chordata; Mammalia; Primates; Cebidae
Gene: TSHZ1
Product: teashirt zinc finger homeobox 1
Biological process (GO): regulation of transcription by RNA polymerase II
Cellular component (GO): nucleus
Molecular function (GO): DNA-binding transcription factor activity, RNA polymerase II-specific; DNA binding
Source: RefSeq, a predicted model, not a curated record